UUCUUCUCAGCUCAUUCUCGCUAUUGAACUAGUUUGCAUUCUUCUCGACGUAUUCUCGACGAGCGAACCCGCACGGAUGCAAUUUGCAGAAGAUCGAUCCAAUGAACAAAAGGAGAACAUCAUCGGAAUUCCUACCGUGUGAUCCUGUUUCUCACGUGCUGAGUACCGAGUACUCUUUUCAUCUAUAUAUCUAAGCAGAUCCUUACCUUCGAGUCCCUUUCUGCAUAUUUCAUCAAUAUUGAUAAUAAUAAUAAUAAUAACAACAAGUGGUUCUAUCAGCGUUUUCCUUCUUUCGAUAAUAAAUUUUUCAUUAAAAUACCGAAAAUCCCAGUAUGUGCGCUGUAUUUGUGAAAAAUAUUGUGUUUUAGUAAAAAGUAAAUAGUUUGAGUACAUAGUAAGAAUAAAUAUAUUUAAAGUGUCCAAAAAGUGUUUACUUUGGAUUUAUCCAAUAGCUUUUAAACUCAUGGAGGAUAAACUUUCCCAGCUGUCAUCAAGAGUCUGAACCGAUUGAGCAAAGAGGGUGAAGGACUUGCCAAUGAAGAUGGAGCUUCAACGCACCCCACCUUGGCCUUGAUGAGGCGCAUCCUUUCUGAUGCCCAGGCAAAACUCCGCGUGAUGGUGGAGGAGAACGCAGCAACGGGUGCCCGACUGGACGGGGAGCUGGAGCGUGCACGUGGUGAAUGUGCAAGUCUCCGGGGUGAAUUGAGAACCGUCCGCGGCGCCCUAGUGCUCAACAAUAAUCACACAAAUAAUGGUGGUACGAGCAACAGCAGCAAUGCCAGUGGUAAUUCGACAAACAGUCCAAGUACCUCCGCAAGUACUACAGCUACAACUACCAACAAUUUAUCUGCGCCGGCGAGUCAAGACAGUACUGAGUCACCAGGACACAAUAGUCAAGAGGAAACUUCGAAACGUUUAAGUGCUAACAGCAGUCCUGUCGACAAAAGGAGCUCUGCUAGCGAAAAAUCAGUCAGCCCCGUUGACAAAGGCAACGGUCCGAUUGAUAAAAAACACAAAAAAGAUCCCAAUAGUCCUAUUGAUCGCUCCAAAACUAGUCCAUCUGCCGAAAGAAGAAAUGGCUCACCGAGCCGCAGUCCAAGUGAAAAAACCCGACGUCCAUGGACAUCAGCGGUGGAAAAAACGCGAAUCAGCGGCUCCGGUGGCAGCGUUGACUCGCAAUCAGGCAGUGCAAGUCCAGAUCGCGGUUCACGAACCACAAGUUUCUUUCAACGUAGCGGAAGCGAACGAUCCAGCGGUGAGAGACUACGUAUCACAACCAACCGUGAUUCAAUACGGUCGAACAAGGAUUCGAGCAUCGAACAUGACAAAGAUAGUUGCAGCAAAGACAUAAUUGAUGGUGAUGUAAGACCAGAUGAAGACAACGAACCUCCAGCUCCGGCUCCUAGCAGCAGACCAACAUCUCCCGCUAGUUCACUCGCUUCAAGAUUUUCCGGCCUUCAUACCGGUACUUCAGUUGAGUUGGCGAGCACUCGACGACUCCGUUUAGAGAAUGAACGACUAGUGGCAGAAGUUGCGAGAUUACGACGCUUAUUACUAAGCGGUGCAGCACGAGGCGAGGUCGGUGGUGAAGAUGCAGCCAUUGAAGAAGAAGCUCGUUUUGUGGCUCUAGAAAUGGAGUUGCAACACUCUCGAGAGAUUAUCCAAGCCCUUAAAACUGAUCGCAAAAGGCUCAAAGCUGAGAAGUUCGAUCUACUCAAUCAGAUGAAAGCACUUUACAGUACUCUCGAAGACAAGGAACGCGAACUCCGUGACUUUAUACGGAAUUACGAGCAGCGGAUGAGGGAAAACGAAGCAACACUUGGACGACUUCAACAUGGAAGUGGAUUGCCGAAUGAAGAACGCGAACGAGAACGCGAACGUGAACGCUGGAGUCUUCUAAGAGCUGCCAGGGAUGAAGCUGACCGGAGUGUCAGUUUAGCAGCGAGCCUCGCUGAUAAAGAAGCUGCUCUUGCUCAUGCUCAUGCAACUAUUAAAGAACUUCAACGGCAAUUAGGGGAUCGGGGUAUUGGAAAUGUGUGUUUGAGUGACCAGGAGUCCCUCGUCUCAUUUCCCCGAGGCAGCGUUAAUGGGACAGCAACACCUGGUGCCUGCAGCAACAGCGGAGUUGGAAAUUGUGUACCAAUGCUGCUCCCGCACCUGGGCUCCCAACCGCCCUUGGGCAUGACUGAUCUCUGUGUAGGCAGUGUCACUAGCACGGGUGUAUCUGGCACUGGACAGGCUGGUGAUCGUGGAAGCUGCAGCGCCGAUAGCGGUGUACGCGGGUCCAGCGAUCGUGAAAGCGGUGGUGCUACAAGCGUCGGUGGGAACUUAUCAGAUUCUACCACUGAUGGAACACCGACAAUAACUGUUGAGGGAAGUGGCCUCGACAUGGACAGCAUCUCCGUGAUCUCUUCUAUAGCCCCAUCACAUAUGUACCAGUCAGCAACAACGCCAAAAGACUGCAGUCCAACACUGUCGCCGUUAAAUGCAUUCUCACGGGCAAUGAACACAUCGUCGAUGUCGCGAUCGGUCGAGCAGCUCUCCAGCCCGAUGGAUUCUGAGCCGAGGAGAUGCAAACAGAGUCCACCUGUCGUAGCACCUGUCGCUCACGUACGCUCAUCUGCGACAAGAGGCGGGCCCUGGGGAUCUAUUUCCAGGGUUUUCGCACGCUCGCGUCACCGGAAAACGAUAAACAGUUCUGUGAGCGGGAGCGCCGGAAACGAGGGCCCGGAAGCCUUCGAUCCAUACAGAUCCUGGUCGCCCCUCACCGAGGAAGGCUACGCUGAGAAGUUGAGAUUACUCAGAGAGGCUGCUACCAUACCAAUGGAGCGCUGGCGGGCACCCACCGUGCUUGCUUGGCUUGAGGUCGCUCUUGGAAUGCCACAGUAUGGACCAAGAUGCGCUGAAAAUAUUAAGUCUGGAAAGGUAUUGUUAGAGUUGAACGACGCUGAACUAGAAGCAGGUCUCGGUAUAACGCAUCCACUUCACAGGAAGAAACUCCGACUUGCUAUUGAAGAACAUCGUCAUCCAAGUCUCGUUCGUUAUCCGUGCAUUGCACAACUUGGUCAUACUUGGGUUAGUUCUGAGUGGUUACCAGACUUAGGACUCGCUCAAUACUCCGAGAGCUUUGCGACAAACAUGGUUGACGCGCGAAUGCUGGAUCAUGUUGUUAAGAAGGAGCUUGAAAAGUUGCUUGGUGUUACGCGGAAAUUUCACCAAGCAAGUAUUAUGCAUGGAAUUAAUUUACUGAGAAUGCUCAAGUAUGAUAGACAGGCAUUGGCUGUUAGGAGGCAUCAGUCAGAGCAAGUCGAUGAGGACCCAUUAGUUUGGACUAAUCAAAGAUUUAUUAGAUGGGCGAGGAAUAUCGACUUGGCUGAGUACGCAGACAAUCUCAAAGAUUCUGGAGUACAUGGUGCACUGGUAGUGUUGGAGCCUUCAUUUACGGGUGACACGAUGGCGACAGCGCUCGGAAUUCCGCCAGCUAAGCACAUGAUACGCCGACACCUGACAGCUGAGCUAGAAGGACUCGUUCUUCCAGCAAGAAGUCAGCUGGAGGUUGUCCCGAGGAACCACACCGGAGCAAGGCCGAUGAGCACCAUGAGCGCUGGAGGAAGUCUUGGCCGUGGAAGUCGGCCUCUGCAUCUCCAACAUCACCAGAGCUCUCUCUCCGCUCUCCACAUGGCCGCCAACAACAAUAACAACAACAACGGCACCAUCAACAACAACAACAGCUUAAACACUAUCGAUAGACGACGUUCCAGUCUCAGGACCUGCAGUCUUCUUUACCUUAAAAAGUUGUCAUGGAGAAGCUCUCAGGGAUCAUUGAGUCGAGCACUAGGUCUGCGACCACGUAGUGAAAAGGUAUCACCAUCAUCUUCCUCGGACACGGGAAGUUUAGUGAGUCAGUGUCAGUACAUGAGCAGCAUCCGAAGUAAUUCACCGCCUCCGCCACAACUUCCACCUCGACCAAAUGCCAAUGGCGGUAUUGGGAGCGUAGGCGGAAUCGGACUCGGAAUCGGAAUUGGGAUCGGAAGUGGAAACGGUAAACGUCACAGACGUGUCAAGAGCAUCGGAGACAUUGAAUACAUAACAAAUGCACCUGUCAGCACACCAGUCUGACAAGAGGACAGGCCCCAUCGUUCGGGGCCUUAUCGGAGUCUCAGCGAACGUGGAUACUCUUCUUCCUACUCGUCAGCUUCAGCUAACUCUCAGUACGGCUCGUAUUCUGGAUACAGCAAUAUCCUCAUGUCGGAUUAUUACUGCGAGUCCCUGUCGAGUGGCAGUGGUAAUAAUUAUUACCAACUACACGGCGGGUAUUAUUCUCCGCAGAGUUCUUCGGGACCACGUUUUCCUGGUGUUCAAAGAUACGGAAGUCUCGCUGAAGAAGUUUGGUCAACUUCUGCUAAAGAUGAAUUGCCAUCUAAAUAAAACAAAAUCAACACAACCAUACUUAGCUUAGUUAUUUAUUGAUAAUUAUAAUUAUAAUUAUAACUAUGAUUAAAAUGUAUUUGGAAUACGUAAAUCGUCUUCCCGAUGACCAAUUAAUUAUGCUGUUCAAUUAUUAUUACUAUUAUUAUUUAUUGGGAGGAAUAUAUUUAAUGAAUGUCGGAAAAUAGACUCGUAACAAAUAGAUCAUAAGACAUGAUAUAAAAUUAAUUAUGAAAAUAAUGAAAAAUUUUUUUAAUUACGCUCUUUUCAAAAAUAUUUUUUUUACU
Molecule: messenger RNA, 4715 nt
Organism: Cotesia glomerata
Lineage: Eukaryota; Metazoa; Arthropoda; Insecta; Hymenoptera; Braconidae
Gene: Liprin-gamma
Product: kazrin
Exons: 17
Coding region: 574-4119 (1181 amino acids)
Molecular function (GO): protein binding
Source: RefSeq, a predicted model, not a curated record